Messenger RNA from Aspergillus versicolor CBS 583.65, 2196 nucleotides. Its product is annotated as Elongator subunit ELP3. Gene Ontology annotation, biological process: tRNA wobble base 5-methoxycarbonylmethyl-2-thiouridinylation. The transcript is spliced from 2 exons. NCBI's taxonomy places the organism in Eukaryota, Fungi, Ascomycota, Eurotiomycetes, Eurotiales, Aspergillaceae. The record is from RefSeq and is a predicted model, not a curated record. Gene Ontology annotation, molecular function: iron-sulfur cluster binding; acyltransferase activity, transferring groups other than amino-acyl groups. The coding region runs from base 150 to 1877 and encodes 575 amino acids. Gene Ontology annotation, cellular component: nucleus; elongator holoenzyme complex; cytoplasm.
CAGUGGCCGAUGCAGUGAUUGCUUUGAACUACUGUCACUUACCCCCAUUUUUUACUUGUUUAAGCUCGUUUCAAUCUAGUUCCAGGCUACACAUCUAUCUUACCGUUAAUCCGUCCAUCCCCGCGGUCGACGCGAGGUAGCCUCCCAUCAUGGCAACUAUCACAAUGACAGCCCCGCCACCCACCAAAUCGAAGAAGAGCCUCAAGCUGCCACCUGAAAAUGAACGGUAUAUGAGGGCAUGCUCUGAUAUCGCAAAUGCUUUGAUCCAGGAUUAUGAGUCGCAGAAGGAUCCUACGAAACCUAGGAAGGAUAUCAACCUCAAUAAGCUGCGCGGUCAAAUCGCGAAAAAGCACGUCUUGGGCAGCCAGCCGCCUUUGACAGCCAUCAUCUCGGCUGUCCCUGAGCACUACAAGAAAUAUAUCCUCCCGAAGUUGAUUGCGAAGCCAAUCAGAACGUCCUCUGGUAUCGCUGUUGUAGCUGUUAUGAGCAAACCCCACCGUUGCCCCCAUAUCGCCUAUACCGGUAACAUUUGUGUCUAUUGCCCCGGCGGCCCCGAUUCGGACUUUGAAUAUUCUACACAGUCUUAUACUGGUUAUGAACCCACAUCGAUGCGAGCAAUCCGCGCCCGAUAUGACCCGUUCGAGCAGGCAAGAGGAAGAGUUGAUCAAAUCAAGUCGCUUGGUCACAGCGUGGACAAGGUCGAAUACAUUAUCAUGGGAGGAACCUUUAUGUCUCUGCCGGCAGAAUACCGAGACUCAUUCGUCGCCCAACUUCACAAUGCGCUGAGUGGCUACCAGACCGACAACGUCGAUGAAGCAGUCCAGGCUGGGGAAAUGAGUAAUAUCAAGUGCGUGGGAAUAACUAUUGAAACUCGCCCCGAUUACUGUUUGGACACACACUUGAGUAGCAUGCUUCGAUACGGAUGUACAAGACUCGAGGUUGGGGUCCAAAGUCUAUACGAGGAUGUUGCGAGAGAUACAAACCGUGGUCACACCGUUGCUGCUGUGGCAGAAACUUUCAAGCUUUCAAAAGAUGCAGGAUUCAAAGUCGUCAGCCACAUGAUGCCUGACUUGCCUAACGUGGGCAUGGAGCGUGAUUUGUUUCAAUUCGAGGAGUAUUUCGAGAACCCAGACUUUCGAACUGAUGGGCUGAAGAUUUACCCCACGCUUGUCAUUCGCGGAACCGGUCUUUACGAGCUCUGGAGGACGGGUCGUUACAAAAACUAUACUCCAAAUGCGCUUAUCGACCUUGUUGCUCGUAUUCUCGCACUUGUGCCACCCUGGACCCGUAUCUAUCGAGUUCAGCGAGAUAUCCCGAUGCCGUUGGUUACUUCGGGAGUUGAGAAUGGUAAUCUGCGGGAGCUGGCUCUAGCGCGCAUGAAAGACUUUGGCACGACGUGUCGAGAUGUUCGCACACGGGAAGUUGGCAUCAACGAGGUCAAAAACAAGAUUCGCCCGUCCCAAGUGGAGCUUAUUCGUCGUGACUAUGCGGCCAACGGUGGUUGGGAGACCUUCCUCGCCUAUGAGGAUCCCAAGCAAGAUAUCCUGAUUGGUCUUUUGCGUCUGCGCAAGUGCAGCUCGACGCAUACAUUCCGCCCCGAGUUUACAGGUCAGCAAACUAGCAUCAUUCGUGAACUGCACGUGUAUGGCUCCGCUGUUCCGCUCCACGGGCGUGAUCCGCGUAAGUUCCAACAUCGAGGCUUCGGAACCCUGUUGAUGGAGGAGGCUGAACGGAUUGCACGGGAGGAACACGGCAGCCAAAAGAUCAGCGUCAUUUCAGGUGUUGGUGUCCGCAGUUACUAUGCUCGCCUUGGGUAUACAUUGGACGGCCCCUACAUGUCCAAGAUGCUUGAGCCGAUCGAAGGAGAGGAAUAUUAAAAGUAUAGGAACGGUCAAAACUAUUUUUGUUUUUUUCUUGCGAUUACAGAUAUGAUUCAUGAUACCUCAGGCGGACACGCAGGUGUACAAAAGUUCUGAGUUGAGACUGGAUUGGCGUUUCAUGGAGUGUUUUCCCGGUGGCUAUAUUUUUUUGACGACAUUUAUUGAAUAUAGCGAUGUCAUCAACGCAGGCUAAGAUUGCUUGUACAUACAUUUUCAAUGAGUCGUUGGGACUCUUAUGACGGAAGCAUCGUGGCGCAUACUUAAUUUAGAACAGUAGCAUAUUACAAAACCUAAAAAUUUUGAGAGAUUAUGUGGC